AUGUCAGCAGCGGUCCUCGUCACAGCACUGCGAUUCUGUCGGGAGAACACCUUGCUGGUUAUGACAAUCGUUUCGGUGAUACUUGGCGUCUCACUAGGAUUCGGUCUUCGUCCGUUGUCUCUAUCGGCCGAAACACUUCAACUCAUCAACUUUCCAGGCGAAAUAACAAGACGAAACAUGACAGCACUAGCUCAAAUGGACGCAAAACAGUCGGGACAAAUGGGUCUCGCAACUGUACUCUACUAUCUAACCACAACAGUAUUGGCAACACUGCUCGGAAUUUUUUUGGUAAUGACAAUUCACCCUGGCGAUCCAUCGAUUAAGGCUGGAACCCUUCCAGAUGUACCAGUCGAUACAGAAGUUUCACCACUGGACACGUUUUUAGAUUUGGUUAGAAACAUGUUCCCGGAAAACAUCAUCCAAGCGACAUUCGAGCGUGUUCAUACCAUGUACGUUGUCCAGAAGCCACGAAUCUCAAAAAACACCUCCGACGACGGCGUCAUUAUGAAAAAAGCCAUCAGUACCACACACGGCAUGAAUAUCCUUGGAAUAAUUGUUUUUUGCACGGGAUUCGGUAUUGUGAUAUCCCAACUCGGCGAGAGAGCUCGAAUAGUUGUCGAUUUUUUCGUGAUUCUUGACGCCGUCAUUAUGCGAUGGGUGGAGACACUAAUGUGCUACGUGUUCACGGUACUCGCAGGACUAAUUCUGCAUGCAGUGAUCACAUGUCCUGCCCUGUAUUUCUUGAUCACAAGAAAGAAUCCGAUGUUUAUCGUACGCGGUAUGAUGCAGGCAAUUGUGACUGCUUUUGGAACAGCAUCUGGUGGUGCAGCACUUCCGAUGUCGAUGCAGUGCAUGGAAGAUAAUUGUCAUGAUGGAAACGCUCUCUAUGAGGCGGUCGCCGUGAUCUUUAUCGCUCAGUUAAACAGCGUCGAUCUUUCACUUGCUGAGGUUAUCACAGUGAGUGUUACCGCUACGGUGGCAUCUAUAGGACUUGGUUCAGUUCCAGCAGGUCUCGUUUCCAUACUACUUAUUCUCAACACUGUCGGUCUUCCUAUUAAGGAUGUGUCACUGUUGUUGACAGUAGACUGGUUAUUGUGA
Messenger RNA from Angiostrongylus costaricensis, 1098 nucleotides. The record is from the annotation of a GenBank genome assembly. Lineage: Eukaryota; Metazoa; Nematoda; Chromadorea; Rhabditida; Metastrongylidae.